AUGAAUGUUGAUCAGCCAAAAAAGGCUUCAAUGAAACUUCCGAAAAUUCCUCUUCCAACUUUUAGCGGAAAAUUUGAGGAAUGGAACUUGUUCAAAACUCAAUUCAAUAGUCUAAUAAAUGAAAAUCCCGAACUUUCUGAAAGUGAAAAGCUUCAUUACUUACGCGGUUCAUUAAAGGGAGAAGCAAAAAUUCUAGAAACGACUGACGAUAGUUUUUCUUCACUCUUUAAAGCUUUAGAACAAAGAGACGAAAACAAAAGAAUAAUUGUCGACUGUCACAUUAACAACAUUCUUAAUAUUCAACCAAUUAAACACGAAUCUGCUAAAGAUCUUCGUAUCAUUUUGGAUAAUGUUAAGAAAAACCUAAGAUCGCUAAAACUCUUAGAUUUCGCAAGAGACAAAUUAUCUAAUGCAAUUUUAUUGAAUGUUGUUCUAGAAAAAUUAGACCGCGAAACAAGAAAGCAAUAUGAACUAACUCUUAAAGAUAAGGAAGUUCCAGAUUUUGAUGCAUUGCUGGAAUUCUUAGAAAGAAGAUGUCAAAUCUUAAAUAGUAUUAGUGCGAAUAUUUCAUGUAAAUCCAAAUCCUUUAUUGUUAAAUCUAAUAACAUUUCGAAAAUAUGUGUCGCGUGUAAAACUCAAACACAUCAAUUGUAUCACUGUGAUAAAUUUAAAGCAAUGAAAUUGUCCGAAAGGAUAGAUCUAGUUAAAAAGUAUCGGCUUUGUUUCAACUGUUUAAGCGAUCGUCAUUUAGUCUCCCAAUGUAAUUCGAAAAGUUCUUGCUUCGUUUGUAAGAAAAAAUUGAAUCAUCAUACUUUACUUCAUAAAUACGUAAACUGCAUAAACAGCAGACAAAAUAACGCAGAUUGUGGUGGUUCGACGGGAACGCCUCAGAUUCAAUCGCAAGGACUAAGCCAACAACAGAACAUAAGCAAUUCUGAAUUUGACUCGCAAAUGUCAGAAAAUACUCGCGUCUCUUUCUUUUUUAAUGGGAACGAGAAAACUGUUUUGAUAAAUACAGUAAUAGUUUAUGUUAGAAAUUCUACUGGCAUAAGAAGGGGCUUACGCGCAAUUUUGGAUUGUGCAAGUGAAAGUUCAUUCAUUUCGGUUAGGGCAGCGGAAGCUUUGGGUUUGAAAAGGGAAAGAAUAAAUAUUCCGAUAAGUGGAUUGAAUGAUUCAGCGCUAAAUAUUAAGAAGAAGAUAUCAGCUCACUUGUCUAAUAAAGGGGAUGAUUCGCAUUGGGAAAUCGACUUAUUAAUUGUGCCAAAAAUCACAGAUUUCACGCCUUCUAAGAAAAUUAAUAUCGCUCAUUUAAACAUUCCAAACGAUGUAUGCUUAGCAGAUCCAGCGUUUUAUAUUCCACAAAAAGUAGAUAUUCUUUUGGGUGCAGAAUUAUUCUUCGCAUUUUUGAAGGCAGAUAAAAGAAAGCUGAAAGAUAACUUGUAUUUACAAUCGAGUUGUUUUGGUUAUCUUGUUUCGGGUAGCAUUUCAGACAGCAGCUCUGAUCAUUCCGCAAAACACUGUUUUUUGUCAAAAAAUUUGGAAACUCUCAAUAUUACUCUAACUAAUUUCUGGGAAAUCGAAGAAGUCGAAAAUCACACGCCCUGUAGUGAUGAUGAAUUAAACUACUGCAAUGAACACUUCGCAAAAACGCAUUUCAGGAAUUCGGAUGGUAGAUACGUAGUUCAAAUGCCAUUCAAACCAGAUUGUUCUGAAAUCAUGCUAGGAAAUUCUAAACAAACGGCAUCUAGAAGGUUAGAUCAACUAUGGAAACGAUUAGAACGGGAUCCGGCUAUGAAAGCGCGGUAUACAGAAUUUCUUAACGAAUACAAAACUUUGAAUCACAUGAAAGAAAUAAAAGAAGAUAAGGGAACAGAUGUCAGGUACUAUCUUCCUCAUCACGGUAUUUUUCGACCAGAUAGCAAAACUACUAAAUUGCGCGUAGUUUUCAACGCAAGUGCGAAAACAACCAGCGGACAUUCUUUGAAUGAUUUAUUGAGUAAAGGAGGGGUAAUUCAGGAAGAUCUAUUUUCAAUUCUAAUUAGAUUUAGAAAGUAUAUUUACGCAUUUACCACUGACAUUAAACAAAUGUUCAGGAUGAUUGAAGUAGAUUCUUCUCAAACUAAGCUACAAAAAAUAUUAUGGAAAGAGAGUGAAUUUGCACCAACUAAGAUUUACCAGUUACAAACUGUCACGUAUGGGACUGCAUCUGCUCCGUACUUAGCAACGAAAGUUUUACAGCAACUUGCAUUGGACGAGGGAAAGGACUUUCCUAUGGCGUCCACAGCCGUUCUUCAAGAUUUCUACAUGGAUGAUUGCCUUUUUGGUAGUUCCAACUUGAAGGAGUGUUUGAAUCUUCAGUUAGAAUUGACGCAACUUCUCCAAAGAGGGGGCAUGAAUUUACACAAGUGGUGCAGCAACGAAGGUUCUACGACCGAACUUCAGGAAUUUCCUCUGGACAGAAAUUCUGAAGAAAUUGUAGUUAAGAAGCUAGGAAUGCUCUGGAAUAGCUCAAGUGAUUCAUUUAUGUACAAGGUUAGCAACAAUCCAAAUCGCAAUUUCACCAAACGAGAUGUACUUUCAGAAAUCGCACGCAUCUACGAUCCACUUGGACUUUUAGGCCCUGUCAUCUCCAAGGCAAAAAUAUUUAUGCAACAAUUAUGGCUACUUAAAUUAGACUGGAAUGAAACGCUCCCUCCAGAAAUUGCGGAGCAAUGGUACAACUUCGUCAAAACAUUCCCUGAGUUGCUAUCUAUCCAAGUGCCUAGAUGUAUUUUAAAAUCCGACACCAAGUCUGUUAUACUUCAAGGUUUUUCAGAUGCAUCUUCAAAGUCUUAUGGUGCAGUUAUAUAUGUGAAACUGUUUCCCAAACCAACGAAAUAA
Molecule: messenger RNA, 2880 nt
Organism: Uloborus diversus
Lineage: Eukaryota; Metazoa; Arthropoda; Arachnida; Araneae; Uloboridae
Exons: 1
Coding region: 1-2880 (959 amino acids)
Source: RefSeq, a predicted model, not a curated record